GUAGUUGACACGACUUUGAGAACCUUUCACUCGGUAACGUGAUUAGCUAAGUUUAUAUAAAGGAUGUCUUUUUUAAUUUGACCUUGGGAUUUAAGACGAAGACUGUUAUUUUAACUUCUGAAUAUUUCGUAAAGAUGAUUUCCGGCAGGAAAAUGGAGUCCAGUCGAGCAAUUACAGUUCCAUCUCUCCUCCGGCCUCACCGGAGGUCCAGGAGGAACCCUUCUCCACCUACUUUGAGGAUAAGGUCCCCAUUCCAGAAAGUCGCAAUCAGAUCUUCAGUUUCCGUAAACUCUGGGCCUUCACCGGACCAGGGUUUCUGAUGAGCAUUGCUUAUUUAGAUCCUGGAAACAUCGAGUCAGAUCUGCAGUCUGGUGCCAAAGCUGGUUUUAAGCUCCUAUGGGUCCUGCUUUUUGCAACCAUCAUUGGGUUGCUGCUGCAGAGGUUGGCUGCACGCCUCGGAGUCGUCACCGGGAUGCACCUGGCUGAAAUCUGCAACCGCCAGUAUCCCACUGUUCCACGGAUAAUCCUUUGGUUAAUGAUCGAACUGGCAAUUAUUGGUUCAGACAUGCAGGAGGUCAUCGGCUGUGCCAUCGCCUUUAACCUUCUCUCAGUGGGCAGGAUCCCACUGUGGGCAGGGGUCCUCAUCACCAUCGCAGACACGUUUGUGUUCCUCUUUUUAGACAAAUAUGGUUUGAGGAAACUUGAAGCUUUCUUUGGAUUUCUGAUCACUGUAAUGGCUAUAAGCUUUGGUUAUGAGUACGUGCUGGUGAAACCGGACCAAGGAGAGGUUCUUAAAGGGAUGUUUUUACCGUACUGUGCUAACUGUGGGCCUGUGCAACUGGAGCAGGCCGUAGGAAUCGUUGGUGCAGUCAUUAUGCCCCACAACAUCUACCUUCAUUCAGCUCUGGUCAAAUCCAGAGAAGUGGAUCGGAAAAACAAGAAGGACGUAAAAGAAGCCAACAAGUACUUCUUCAUCGAAUCAUCUAUCGCCCUCUUCGUGUCCUUCCUCAUCAACGUCUUUGUCGUCGCAGUCUUUGCUCAGGCUUUUUACAAUAAAAACAACAUGGAGGUGAACGCUGUGUGCAAUGCUACAGGCAGCCCCCACACCGAUCUCUUCCCUCUCAACAAUGGCACUCUGGAGGUGGACAUCUACAAAGGGGGGGUGGUGUUGGGGUGUUUCUUUGGUCCUGCUGCUCUCUACAUCUGGGCCAUAGGGAUCCUGGCAGCGGGACAGAGCUCCACCAUGACAGGCACUUACUCUGGACAGUUUGUGAUGGAGGGUUUUCUGAACCUGAAGUGGUCUCGUUUUGCUCGGGUUUUGCUGACCCGCUCCAUUGCUAUCACGCCAACCCUCCUGGUCGCCAUUUUCCAAGACGUUGAGCAUCUGACAGGGAUGAAUGACUUCCUCAAUGUGCUUCAGAGUAUGCAGCUUCCAUUUGCCUUGAUCCCAAUCCUGACCUUCACCAGUCUGACCUCCAUCAUGAACGACUUUGCUAAUGGGCUGGCUUGGAAGAUUUCAGGAGGCGUCCUCAUUCUUCUGGUUUGCGCCAUCAACCUAUACUUUGUGGUGGUUUAUGUGACUGCGUUGAACAGUGUCCUGCUCUACGUAAUCGCUGCCCUGCUCUCUGUGGCGUAUCUGUGCUUCGUGAUCUACCUGGCUUGGCACUGUUUGGUCGCCCUGGGCGUUUCCUGCCUGGACUGUGGCAGCAGGAUGCUGCACCACACAGACAUGUACUUACUGACCGACAUGGAGGCUGAACCGCAGGCUGAGAGAUAGUAGGACGCCCGGUGCAGUCUGACUGCAGACUAGAGGGACCGCUGAAGCUUGGCCAGUAUUACCUUCUCUUCAGCCCUCAGUGUCUGACUCCUGCUAAAGUGUCCUUAAUGCACCAACAGAAUUUGAUGGAAUCGGAAAAAAACGGCCAAAUGCUUCAAUGCUUUAUCAUUUUUCCUGGACAGCAGCGUGUACUAAAUGAUCUGCGGGUGUAGCAGAGGGAGAAAAAUGCCCUGAAAGCCUGAAAUAAAAGAGAAGGAAAACAUGGUUGACAACAGCACUCUACAGCUGAGAACAGAUGAUUUCCAGUAGAUAAUCAGAGCUAUAAAUGAGCCAGUGGUGCCUGGAUGUGGGUAUCCAUCAAACCCACUAAGCUGCUGCACACUGCUCUUCAUAUGUAGCUAUAUUUUAUUUUUCAACACAAAUAAUAUAUAUUAAUGACCCUAUAAUCCAUCCAUCCAUACUGUUAGUCACAGUAUGUUUGGAGUUGUUUGCUGGGGACCAAAUAGUUUGUUAUUGUGCUAAAUAAGCCUGAUAAAUUAUUAUUUAGGUAUUUUACCUGACUCACAGUCGCUGAUAAAUAUAAGCAGACCCUCUCGAUAGCACUUAG
Messenger RNA from Cyprinodon variegatus (sheepshead minnow), 2384 nucleotides. RefSeq names its product natural resistance-associated macrophage protein 2-like. The transcript is spliced from 16 exons. Gene Ontology annotation, molecular function: manganese ion transmembrane transporter activity; cadmium ion transmembrane transporter activity; iron ion transmembrane transporter activity. Gene Ontology annotation, biological process: metal ion transport. Lineage: Eukaryota; Metazoa; Chordata; Actinopteri; Cyprinodontiformes; Cyprinodontidae. The record is from RefSeq and is a predicted model, not a curated record. Bases 320 to 1777 code for a protein of 485 amino acids. Gene Ontology annotation, cellular component: plasma membrane.